Molecule: messenger RNA, 4291 nt
Organism: Pisolithus orientalis
Lineage: Eukaryota; Fungi; Basidiomycota; Agaricomycetes; Boletales; Pisolithaceae
Exons: 6
Coding region: 192-3935 (1247 amino acids)
Biological process (GO): nuclear-transcribed mRNA catabolic process, nonsense-mediated decay
Cellular component (GO): telomerase holoenzyme complex
Molecular function (GO): telomerase RNA binding; telomeric repeat DNA binding; protein binding
Source: RefSeq, a predicted model, not a curated record
CUAGCAGUGCAGCAGAUUCCUCACUGCAACCAUCCAUCCAUCCCGCUACGUUACCCUCCAAUUUUUGCUGACGACGACAUCGGACAAGAAGUUGAUAGGAAAUGGACCUAUAGCUUUGCAGCAGUGCAAAGGAGAUCAGAACCGACAUUCCGUGUCAUUCUUACAGUGUCACUAUAUCUUGAACCAUAUUCAUGUCCAGCGAAACAGCUGCUCAAGUUGCGAGGGAGGCCAAGGGUAUUUACCAAGGCCUCAAAGAACUCUUCAAGACACACAACCCCUGGGAUAAGGAGGUCGAGUUCAAUCGGAAAAACCUCCGUCGUCUUUAUCUCCGUCUCCUCCUUGUCGAGCCAUAUGCAAAGGAAUCCAAGGAUGCGGAGACGCAUCUGUGGAUGCAAACAUCUUACCAAUUUAUAUCCCUGUACAAGCAAAACAUUUCCAACCUUGACCGUGUUUUGCAGCAACAAGGACGUCCUCCCCGCCGGAAUCGUGUUCCACCAGAUCAAGGCUCUGAUCAACAACAUCAGGACCAGCGUAAACAUGGGCCCGUUGAAUAUCGUAAGCUCAUGCAACGCUUUCGCCAGUUCUUGGCCGAAGAAGAGAAGUUUUGGAUACGCUUCGUCGCUCGAUACCAUCGUCAAUUCAAUAUAUCCGAGGCUCGGCCAGUCCUGAUCGAACUCGGCGAAAUCUCUGCGACAGCGAACAUAAAGAUUCCGGAACUCGGAGAUACGAGUGAGGGUGGCGCUGCCGGUCCUGCUGUUACGAACAGUGACGUCAAUGUAGAACAUGAAAACAACUCGGCCGGGAGCGGUACAGCCCGCCCACCACGCGACCACUUCGGUUUCCCGCCGGAGGAUACUGUCGCCUUGCAUCCACCCCCUAACAUUGACGAAGCUGAACGACGUGCGGCUAUACUGGCCAUUGUUACAAAGGCUCUCGUAUGUCUAGGUGAUAUUGCAAGGUACCGAGAACUCUACAAUGAGUCCGGAGGUCGACCAAAGGCAGGACACGAGGAUGGGCCUGGCGUGGGACCAGCUCGUCGCGGUCGUAAUCGUCGUGAAGGGCCAAAUUCUAGUGGACUUGGGCAGGUUACAAGAGCACGCACAUACCACCGAUCGAUUUCCCUCUACGAGCAUGCACGUGCACUCGUUCCGAGCGAUGGUAAUGCAGCGCACCAACUUGGUAUUUUAGCGUUUUAUGGUGGUGACAUCUUCCACGCGCUGUAUUGGUAUUGGAGGGCCCUUUGUGUUAGGGCACCUUAUGAAGCUGCCGUAGAGAACGUCAGGAAGGUGCUUGCGAGGGCUGCUUCAGAGGGAGCCUCGAGAUGGUCUAGCCAAGGUGCGAGGGUGGAAAGCGACGAGAAAGUAUUGGCUAGGAAGGUAGAGGAGAUGAAGGAAAACAUCGCGUUUUUAUAUGCGUUAUUGAGGGUUGGAGCUCAGAGGCUCAACGUUAGCACUGAUGUUUUAGCCUCACAUGUCGCAGGGAGUUUCAAAUCUCUGGUAUCCGAGCGAGCCCUGCCUGCAGAGAUGGUCACUCGGGUAGUCGUUCUCGUUCAAGGUGCUCUAUGGAAACAUCGGAUGAUCCGCGACGCAUCAAGGGCACCUUCUGCCCCUCAAAUUUCCAAACCCCAUGAACGCGAAGGGCGGUCACGUUCGAGGUCUCAGUCAAUGGGAAUGAAUGACGUCGACGAACAAACAUUCGGUCCCAAUCCUGACGACACUAACAGCGACACCCCAGCCGUUAUCGAAUCUCAGCUUUUUAUGCACCUCUUAUCGCUUCAUCGCGCUCUCUUUGAAGUCGGUGCAGCACAACUCGCGACGCCUCCACCUUCCGACGCAUCCGAGAAUGAAUUGGCACCAAGGAUUACGGCAGUUUUCAGAAGGAUGCUGCCUGCGCUGAGAGUGGCCAGUAAGUGGAUGGUGGGAAACGUUAGCUAUAUCAUCAAGGCACUCUCGGCAAGCUCGCGCAAUACGGACUUGAAUGAUGGUGCAAGGGGAUGUGAGACAGAAGAUGCCCAACAUGGUGGUAUCGCCCUCUUCCUCAUUCGCUUCACGGAGUUCUAUACUGCACUUGGAAAGACUUUUCCUCUUGAGAAGCUACCGAAGCUGGAAGCACCGCUCGAUGAGGACGUCGAUUUAAAAGGCUUUUUGCCGUUAAGGGGCAAGAUGAUUGGUGAUGAUAUCGGUGAUAGAAUAGGACAAGGGGCGACGUCCUUGGCUACGGAGGGUGCAGGUAAGCAAAAUGCCAACAAGGAGAGACGUAGAGCGUAUGCACCCACAAAGGUGCCCAAGGAAGUUCACCCGAACGAAGAGCAACUUAUGCGCAUAUGGGACCUGGUCACGGAUGCAAAAGCGUUGACUGAGGUUAAGGGUUUCCCUGUCCGUAUGGAGGGUUCGGUAUUUCUGCUAGAUGACGCCGGAUUUGAGACGGGAACAAAGAGCUCAUCUUUCAUCCCUCCUGCGGCAAUGAGUCCCUCGUUAAAUCUAGCCUUUUUACCCGAAUUACCGGACGAACGAAAACAUGAACGCGUGCACCGUCUUCAGCAGCCACCUGGACAACGAGGUCUGCCGGAGCACAUGGUAACAUCUGACCAUGAGCAAGAUGACGAUGUGGGGACCGAUGCCGGCCGAACAGACGAUGAUCCUGUUGGGGACGCAUUCAGAGAAGUGUUGGAUAACCGCCCUUCGUCUGAAAGUGAACGCGAUGAAGACGAGGAUGAAGACCAGAUUGUGUGGAAUCCGAGACCGAUAACCUCUCCACCAAAAACCGUGAUGCCCACUACGCCUAACUUGCCAGAAACGAUCAUAGCCGAUGCAAGGACGGUUAAAGUUAAAGAAUCACCGAAGGAGCCAAUUGCAAUGAUAACUCCAAGUCUCAACUCGGCAGCACUACCUUUCCCACCCUAUCGGGCGGUUACUUCCUCAAAACCUAAAUCUCCUCCAGCUGCGGCAGGAACUACCGCUCAGGACUUGCUAAAUAGUGUCAUGGCGCUGGGGGGGUCGAGCAAUAGGAUUGCGGGUGGGUUGAAGACAAGUGCAGACCUAGGGUUAUCUCCACGUCUUGCAUCGGGUGUUGUUCCGUCACAGCAGCCGCCUUCAUUCUUGUUUGGACCUGGCUUGCAGAGUUCGCCUAUUUCCAUUUGGUCUACUUCGUUGGACCAGGACCGUCUGUCUCUCCUUCCACACCAUAAAUCCACCGAGCCGAGUCAGGGCAUUGAAAGUGGUGUUGGCCUCGGGGAGCACAAUCGACCAUAUGCGCACUCGCAUAUAUCUGCACCUAGCCAUGCCCUACCAGUGUCAGCGCCGAGCGCAGGUUUGGCAUCCGUGUGGCCUCCUUCAUUCGCUGGUGGCUCUCCGCAUCACUCCUUAGGGACAAGGAUCGGUACGAGUUCGGCUGAACUACCCUUGACUCCCCAUAUGCAUGCUCCCAUUCACCCAAGUGAUGUGCAUCAUAUUCCGCAAUCGUUCCAGACAAUUCGCGGUCCCGGUCCGAGCCACCAUCGGACCCUGUCGUCAAGCCUCUCUGGCUCUUCACCAGUCAUACAGCAGAGCAUGGCUUACCGAAGCCCGCCAUAUGGCUUGUCUGGGUUGCCUCCAACUACUGGUGGUGUACUUUCUUCAGGUUCUUCACUGCCAAGCGGCAUAACCAGUACAAUGAUGAAUUCGUCGGCAAUGGGGGCCAGUUCGCUUUCUGGUGGCCCCGGAUUGUCCUAUCAUCCAACUGCUGGUCCUAGUUUUACCGAUCCCGCCAUCGUGUCUGUGGCUGGCCCUACUCUUGGCCCCGCGCCAGCACCACGUCCACCACCCAACAGUCAGAUUGGCAUCCCUCAGUUCGAGGUGUUUUCUAGUAGUGGCAUACCUGCACAACGGCAAUACCUUCGACAAGGACCUCAUUCCAGCCAACCAAUGUCAUUCAGCGCAUGGGAUAGCACGGUGUGAUUUUGAAAUGAUGGCGGUACAUCGUUUGCCCCCAACCUGACGUGUCAUUAUCUGGACCGAUGGUUCGCAGCUUUUAGUUUCGUUCUCAUUGUCCCUCGCUACGGUUGAUCGUCAUGCUUCCCGGCUUAAGUGUGCAAAGCUCCAUGGGCUGUCUGGGGUUUUCUGAUACACAUUUGUGUGCGCUUCAGUAGGACUGUAUGGCAGUGUUCCCUGAACACGUACGAAUCCACAUUCGUCCGCAUCCUCUUACCCUUCUUUCGAUCUUCUCCCCCCAAGCUCGGUGGCGUGUUUAACUCAUGCCAAUAGCUAAGUUCUGGUUGCUUAUGUUUUCUCCGUUCCGGACUGCCAAGUACGUU